AUGGGCAAAGCCGGCAGAGCAGCAUGCAUUCUCACGCCAAUGCUCCUCACGCUGGCCUCCCUCAUCUGCCUCCUACUUGUCCAGUUAGGUGGCAUCAACAAGUCCAACGACACGCUGAAUAGCAUGUCGUUCUUCACGGCCAAUCUCACCAACUUUACGUCAACCUCGAUCUCCGGUGACAGCACGCUCGCAUUGGCUUUGCAACAAGUCCAAGACACCGGCUCCGUCGCAGACAUCUACCAAAUCCACCUGUGGAAUUACUGCACGGCCAACUCCUCCGCCGAUGGAGACACCGACAUGGACAAGUGCUCGAAGCGGAAACAGAACUUCGUCUUCGAUCCGGUGAAAGUGUGGGGAUUGGAGGAGAAGAUCUUGGGCAAGAGCGGCAAGGAGGCCCUACACGCAUAUCGCACGGUUGCGAAGUGGAUGUUCAUUGCAUACCAAGUCGCAUUCUGGACAACGCUUGCGACUCUCGUGGUUGGCAUAUUCGCUGUGUUCAGUCGCAUAGGAUCUCUGUGCACCUGGAUUCUCGCAUUGAUCUCAACCCUCUUCACCUUCAUCGCAGUCCUCAUGUCCACGAUCCUCUUCUCCGUCCUCGUGCCCGCUCUGAACAAAGUCCUCGACGACUACGGCAUCAAGCUCUCUCUCUCCACACCUCAACUAACCGUCGUCUGGCUCGCCGUAGCCUUUUCCCUCGCCGGCUCCCUCUUCUGGCUCUUCUCCAUCUGCUGCUGUUCCGGACGCAGCAACCCUCACCACCGUAGCAACAAAGGCGGACUAUGGAACGCCGAGCCGAAAGGCCAAGGGUACGGUGUUGCCGACCAGCAGCACCAUGCGGCCUGGGCUGGUGAGAGGAGGAGUCGUGGAUUGCAGGUUGAGAAGACGGGUGGGGAUUAUGAGAGGGUUACGAGUCCGUAUGC
Zymoseptoria tritici IPO323 is the source of this 920-nucleotide messenger RNA. RefSeq lists its product as uncharacterized. The record is from RefSeq and is a predicted model, not a curated record. Gene Ontology annotation, biological process: fungal-type cell wall organization. Lineage: Eukaryota; Fungi; Ascomycota; Dothideomycetes; Mycosphaerellales; Mycosphaerellaceae. The transcript has 3 exons. Gene Ontology annotation, cellular component: cell cortex of cell tip; plasma membrane. The annotation marks the transcript as partial.